Molecule: messenger RNA, 1506 nt
Organism: Cladophialophora bantiana CBS 173.52
Lineage: Eukaryota; Fungi; Ascomycota; Eurotiomycetes; Chaetothyriales; Herpotrichiellaceae
Exons: 2
Coding region: 1-1506 (501 amino acids)
Biological process (GO): nucleotide-excision repair; DNA-templated transcription; regulation of transcription by RNA polymerase II
Cellular component (GO): transcription factor TFIIH core complex; transcription factor TFIIH holo complex
Molecular function (GO): zinc ion binding
Source: RefSeq, a predicted model, not a curated record
AUGCCGGCAUCAGGGGACGAAUAUGUUGCCGAUGGAACAGACGACGACUUGCCUAGAGCCUCCGCCCGCGGCCGUUCUGCUGUUCGAAGGGCAAAUGCUCGCGAAUCUGCCCAGAGCUUUGAAGUAACCCGAACUUGGGAUCUGCUCGUUGAAGGUGCCGAUGGAACCAUUACAGGUGCGGUUGAGGGUCUCCUGGAGGCGGGUAAGAGGAAAAGACUUCUCAAAGACACCACGCCCCUCCAGCGUGGUAUAAUCCGCCACCUAAUCCUUAUCCUCGACAUGUCCCUCUCUAUGAAUGAGAAAGACCUCCGUCCAACCCGCUACCUACUCACCCUGUCCUACACCGAAUCCUUCAUCCGCGAAUUCUUUGAGCAAAACCCGAUUUCGCAGCUUGGGAUAAUAGGCAUGCGCGACGGUAUCGCCGUUAGGAUCAGUGAUAUGUCUGGUAACCCAACCUCUCACUUGGCUGCAAUACAGAAAUACCGUAAGGAAGAACCCAAAGGCAAUCCCUCCCUGGAAAAUGCGCUUGAGAUGGCAAGAGCAGGAUUGUUUCACGCGCCCAGCCACGGGACGCGUGAGAUACUGCUGGUAUUUGGCGCUUUACAUACUUCGGAUCCGGGGGACAUUCACAAUACGAUCAACAGUCUAGUUCAUGACAAGAUACGGGCUACGGUCAUUGGCCUCGCGGCGCAAGUUGCCAUCUGUGCCGAACUUGUCUCCAAGACAAACGACGGUGACUUGUCCCCCUACGGCGUUGUAUUGCAUGAACAACACUUUCGGGAACUAUAUAUGGCUGUGACAACUCCACCAAUUACCCACGGCGGCGCCAACAAGACAGCCUCAUCACUCUUGAUGAUGGGUUUCCCUUCCAGAACAGUAGAGGGGCACCCCUCACUAUGUGCUUGUCACGCCACACCCAGACGAGAUGGGUAUUUGUGCUCACGAUGCAGUGCCAAAGUAUGCAGUCUGCCGAGCGAAUGCCCUGUGUGCGGACUGACGCUAAUACUGAGCACCCAUUUGGCGAGGAGCUAUCACCAUUUAUUUCCCCUUGUGAAUUGGCUCGAAGUUCCCUGGUCAAAGGCUUACCGAAGUACUGCUUGUUAUGCUUGUUUGAAGCAGUUCCCCCCAGCUCCAAAGCCAAGUCAGUUGCCGACAUCAACCGCAAAGGAACAGCAACCGGGACAGUCAAGUACGGACCCUCCUACUGGCUCCACAGUCCCAAUCUCUGUUGGUAAUAAAAACCCUCAAUCUGCAGGCCCCCUCCCGACGACCAGUACCAGCAGAUACGAAUGUCCUGUCUGCCGGAGGCAUUUCUGCAUCGACUGCGAUCUAUUUGCCCACGAGGUCGUGCAUAAUUGCCCUGGAUGCCAGAGUGCGAAGAUACAGACGAGCUUGAUGGGAGAGACAGAGAUGCCAGCUCCGGAUCGAGGUGAAGCAGACGGAGAGAGAAAUGGGGCGCAACAGGCUGGGACGGAGGGUCAGGACAAGGGACAGAAUGAAUGUUGA